UUCGGUUAACAGUCAGCAUUUAAUCCUGUCAUCAUCGCGUUGACAGACCGUACAGCAGUUACAGGUCUUGUCUAUUUCAGAUUGUCAACUUUGACAAGUAAACGAUCAAUACAAAUAUAAUUUGAAUUAAUUGCAACAGAAUAUUAUUUUAAAAGGAAAUCAAAAUGUGGACAGUUUUAACGUUUAUAUGUUUAUGUGUUGGUUAUGCUGGUGGGCAUGUUCGGUUAAUCUACCCACCGGCAAGGAAAUAUGCCCGCGAUUUUAUGGAUAAUAUUAGAACCCCAGGACCCUGUGGGAUACCAAGCGCUCUUGGACCAAAAACAUCACUCUUAGCAGGCUCCACAAUUUCAGUAAACUUUCAUCUGGCCUAUCCACAUAGAGGGGGUUAUUUUCUGGAGAUAAUGAACAAUGACACUAACGCUAUUUAUCGACAUCCUGGUACAGGUUUUAUAUCUGAAAGUGACACCACAUCGAGAUCACAAUCUUUCACACUACCAAAUGAACCUUGUAGUGACUGUACAUUACGUUUAGUUAGAGAAGCUGCUGAAUGGGGUGGUAGUUGUGGUAAAAAAUAUUUAUUUUGGUCCUGUGCUGAUGUUGAUAUCGUAGCUGCUAAUGAGUUUAAUGAAGAUUGUUCAGGACAUGGUACAUGGACUAAUAACGCCUGUCAGUGUGACUCUACCCAUGAAGGAGAUAAAUGUCAGCACAAAGUUGAAUGUAAAACUGAUGCGAAUUGUGAAAAUAAUGGAAGAUGUAUUACAAUAGCUACUACACCAAAUCCAGUUAAACAAUGUUACUGCCAACCUGGUUGGUUUGGACAAACUUGCCAAACACCAUCCACCGUGACAAAUGCUACGAUAGACUAUACUCAAUAUAAAGAGAGGGAAAUGUCUCCUGGAUUUAAAUUAUUCUACAGAACGAUUCCUGCUGAAUCAGAAAUAGAAAUGGUACUUAAAGUUAAUACAAACUCUUGGGUUGCUAUUGGUUGGAGACCACAGACACUUCAAUCAGGCUGCCAGCUAUUUCCCAACAUACCAGGCCUUGUGGGAACUGCUGUACCCACAAGCGAACCAGAGGCUCACCCCGAAACAGAACCAGAGGCCACCAGUGAACCUGAAACAGAACCAGAGGCCACCAGUGAACCUGAAACAGAACCAGAGGCCACCAGUGAACCUGAAACAGAACCAGAGGCCACCAGUGAACCAGAAACUACUGGUGAACCCGAAACAGAACCUGAACCAGAAAAUACACCUUGUAGCGCAUCAUGGUCUGAAGGUUGUAUAGCUGGCGGUUGUGCUUACAAAUCUAGUUGGGUUUAUGAUCCUACAUCAGAUAAAAUUACCUUUACACUUGAAGCUACAUUAAAUGGACAAGCUAAAUGGAUUGGCAUUGGUUUCUCGGAUGAUAAAUUUAUGGCUAAUUCUGAUGCUAUAAUUGGCUGGUUCGAGAAUGGAGUACCUACCGUAAAAGAUGUUUGGUUAUCCGGUCGAGUAACACCAUCAAAUGAUGUAACUCAAAACAUAGAGGCUGUUUCGGGAAGUUUAGUUAAUGGUGUGACUAAAAUAGAGUUUACGAGACCUAGAGAUACAGGAGACACAGCUGAUAAACAAUUUUCAGAUACAAACUGCUUCUACUUCUUCUAUGCUCUAGGUGGAGGAUAUAAUGCACAGGCAGGAACUGUCAACAAACACAGUAAUACGCCUAAAGUAUCCCCCAACAAAAUAUGUAUUAAAGCAUGUGCAGCUUCUGAACCCGAACCUGAAUACACCGCAGAACCUGAAACGCACGGAGAACCUGAACCCACUGUAGAACCUGAAGGGGAACCUGAAGGUGGAGGUGGAAAUUGUCCUGCAACAGUACCAGCACCAGGAUAUUCAGCUGGGGGAGGAUUCCGUGGAACAAGUGACACAACUGGAGGUAAUGUAGGACAUCCUAUGGAUUGUACAGAUAUUAUCAUUGGAUCAGCCAAUGGUCAACUGAGUAGAGUUGGAGAUUACUACACUAGAGAUCGUUCUACUCCUAAGCGGGAUGUUGAAUUUGGACAAACUGAGAGUCUUACAGCUGCAAUUGGUUUCGAAGAAAAUGGAGAAACAACCAUUUUAUUUAGAAGAAAACUUAUUGCCACUGAAAGAGCAGAUUACACAAUAGCAGAUGCCCUGAUGCAUGUUAUUUGGGCUAAAGGUCAAGAUGAGACUAAUUAUAUCCACAGACCAGCAUCUGGAGAUCGACCUGGAUUUUAUAAACAUGAUCAUUUGCUAUAUCAUGGUCAUUCACCACAGAGAGGUGUACAGACUAUCAACUUCCUUGAAAAGCCUGCUAAACCAACAUCAUGUAACGGUCGCUGGCCAUCAACAUGUAUCGGUUGUAAUCUAGAAGCUACUUGGGUUUUUGAUGCUGCAACUGAUUCCAUUAAAUUUACCAUAAAAGCUAGAUUAAACGGCGAGAAAAAAUGGAUUGCUCUUGGUUUUUCUGCCGAUACUUCAAUGCCAAAUUCUGAUGCUGUUGUUGGCUGGAUUGACAAUGGUCAGGUUACUCUCACUGACAGAUGGAUGACUGCAAAAAGUCUACCAACUGAAGAUACUAAGAAUGAUAUAACUGGUGUUACUGGUGAUGUGAUAAAUGGUGUAACAACGAUCAGUUUUACAAGAAAACGUGAUACUGGUGAUACUCAAGAUUUCCAAUUUACUGAUAUACAGUGUGGAUAUAUGUUUUAUGCUAUGGGUGGCAGCUAUAACAAUGACGGAACCUUCUCCAAACAUGCCACAACUCCCGUUGUGUCUUCCCAGAAAAUCUGUAUUCGAUCCUGUGAUAUUCAACCUACAUCCCCUGUUACAUUAAAAUCUGAGGUUGAAGUUAAAUUGGAAGAGACUUUCGAUGCUGAUUACUUGGAUAGCAACACACCAAAAUAUCAGACUCUGGCAACGGCCAUGGCAGAUUGGGCAAAUGGUGCAUUGAAGGAUGUAGAUGGAUUUAAGACUCUUGGUAUUAAGGGAUUCAGACAGGGAAGUGUCAUUACAAUUUUCGAUGUUUUCGUGGAGAAACAGAGCGAUGAUGCAGAAACCAAAGCCGCACUUCAAACAGAAUUACGCACAAAUUUACAAGGUGCCCUGACAAGUCCACCACAAGGCUAUACUUUAAAUACCACUUACCUGGUCGUUAGUGUACCCGAAACAGUUGUUGAAGAACCUGGGUUUAAACUGUCACUGGUAGAAGAGAUUGUCAUUGGUUGUGCUGUUGCUCUUGUCUUAGUCUGUGUUAUCGUGGCUGUGUGUAAAUUUUCGGAGUCUAAAAGAGCUAAGGCAGCAAGCAAACAUGAACAACUUUCAAAUAGCGGCGGAAGCAGCACCAGUAGCCUUACCAAUGAUAAACCAACCUCUCGUAAGAUGUCUUAUGACGAAUUCAUGAAACAAACACCUCCAGGAAAUGGACAUGGUAUGGUGAAUCCAGGCUACAACAAUAAGCAGUACCCUUAAAUGUUUUAAAAAUGGCGUGCCACUUUUAUAUUGAAACUUUUUUUCAUUUUAAAAACAAAUGUUUUAUUAUAUAUAACGGACAUUUUUCAGCCACUAUGUCGUCAUUAAUUUGUGAGAUUGUGUUUUUUCUUGUGAGAUUAAAAAGUUAUUACAAAGUUUAUUUGUUGUGAAAUCAGAUUGUCUAUAUUUUGUGUCAAUCAGAUUAAAACACUGACCCUACUUCGUUUCAUUUUUAAACGAAACGAAAUAUAGAUCGAUAUUUUAAUCAUAAUGUUUGUAUUCAAGGCACUGGUUUGAACCAGUUUAUGGACUAUUUUGUGAUUGCGGAUUUACAUUUGUUUUUAUUAUGCUGUAUUCUUUGAUUGCAAGCUGAUUUUUUUUAUUAUUAUACUAUGCCAAUUUAUACCUAUAAAUCCACAUAUUUUAUGUAUAUACUAUUUAAGUAUUUUAAAUAUACGUUUCGAAUCAACAACAUUUAACUAAUUUAUUCAGACUACAUAAAAUUUACCAGACACGUUUAAUGAUAAUUUACUUAAAUGACCAAUCAGAAAAAUUAUAUUUUAAUUUUUAUAUUAGUCUAUAUGACAUGCAUAAUCUGGUAUUGUGUAUUGAAUGGUUUUUUUUUAUAAUUUAUCUUUAUUGUCUAGUUUAUCCCUGGAUAGGAAAUAUAAACGAUUCUGUCCAUAAGUAGAUCAUACAAAUUUUAAAAUAUUAAAUGCUGUCUAUCAAGACCGAUAACUGGGCUUUUCAGUUGUGAAAAUUUUAUGAAAUUGUUAAAGUACGCUAAUCAUGUUAUAAUAUUAUAAAUUUAAAAAUUGCACGAUUCAAACAAUUAAUGUUAACUCUUAAAAAGAGCUAACCCUCUUUGAUAUGGGUGAAGAAUAAUAGAAUUGGUUUGAUUUGGUGUGUUAUACAGAUUAGUGAUGGGAUGAAAUCUAUACGAUUAUAUUUUUGGUUUAAAUGGUUAAGAGUUGGUCUGUUUACUAAUAAUUGUUUAUCUACAGCCUUAAAAUUGUCAACGAACACAGAUUGUCAGAUAACAAAACAAUCACCAUAUUAUACAUUCCAAAGAAAUCGACAAUUUUAUUUUUGACCCAAAUCAAAGAGGUCUAAUCAUUUUCAUAUCUUGAUCUUCAUACUGUCGAUCCCAGAAAUCCACUACCUAUGUGUCUUUUGUUGUAUAUUAUUAUUUAUAUGCAAUGUUUUAAAUAAAAAUUAGAAAAUGC
Molecule: messenger RNA, 4699 nt
Organism: Patella vulgata (common limpet)
Lineage: Eukaryota; Metazoa; Mollusca; Gastropoda; Patellidae
Exons: 23
Coding region: 165-3473 (1102 amino acids)
Source: RefSeq, a predicted model, not a curated record